CUAAGGUAGCUGAAAGAACACUUGGUCGCUAGAAUGAAUUCUCCGAUCAAACUCCCCAAUACAAUCCUCCUAUACUUGCUUACCCUCUGUAUCAUUACUAAAGCACAGAACCUCAAUAACCCCAAUUACCUCCAUCAUUUUUGCGACAACACAACCACUUCCACAACAACCUACAAGGACAAUUUAAAUACUCUUCUCUCAUCACUUGCCUCUAAUGCCACCAGCAACAGUAUUGGAUUCUUCAAUGCCUCUGCGGGCCUGGAACCUGAUGAUGUCUACGGCCUCUUUUUCUGUCGUGGUGAUCUUAGCACUGACGUCUGCCAAAAUUGCGUGGCCAAUGCCACCAGUGAUAUAGUUCAACGACAUUGUCCAACCCAAAGGGUGGCUCUCAUAUGGUAUGAUGAGUGCUUCCUGCGUUACUCAAACAAGAUCAUGUUCUCCACCAUGGAAAGAGACCCUAAUUACACGUUGUGGAAUGAAAAAAAUCUAGCUGUCCCUACAGAUUUUAAUCGGAUACUUGUGGACACUAUAGGCACUGCAGUUUAUCGGGCAGCAAAUAUGCCAGCAGGUGCUAAGAAGUUUGCAGCCACAAAAGCUAAUUAUACAACGGACGACAAUCUGUACGUCUUGGUGCAGUGCACACCAGAUCUAUCUAGCCGCGAUUGUCAUCAAUGUCUUCUAGCAGCUUAUUCUGGGUUGGAAAUUUGUUGUAAUGAAAAGCAAGGAGGAAGAAUCAUGUUUCCGAGUUGUCUUGUUAAUUUUGAAAUGUAUAUAAAUUACAAUGAAACUUAUGUCGAGGCUGCAGCCUUGGCACCAUCACCUGUACCCCAAGGAGACAAAAGAAGUAGCAAAAAAAUUUGGAUUGUAAUCGGUGCAACUCUAUCUACAAUUGUCGGGGUCCUACUGUUCAGUUCUUUCGCUUACACCAUGUGGAGAAGGAAGAAAAGAGAGGAAAUACGAAACAGCCAGGUGAUUCAAUUACUUGAUAUGGAAGGAAGGACAAUUGAAGAUGACUACUCGAAUGAAAUUAUGUAUGGGGAGGUGAAAUCCCACGAUUCUCUUUUGAUCCAGCUAGAUAUUGUACUCAAAGCUACAAAUCAAUAUUCUAAUGAAAAUAAACUUGGUCAAGGAGGUUUUGGCCCGGUGUACAAGGGUGUAAUGGAAGAUGGUAAAGAAAUCGCAGUUAAGAGGCUUUCAAGAACUUCUGGUCAAGGAUUAAGGGAGUUCAUGAAUGAAGUCAAUUUAAUUGCAAGACUACAACACAGAAACCUUGUCAAACUCUUGGGAUGCUGCCUCGAAAAAAAUGAAAAGCUGCUUGUCUAUGAAUACAUGCCGAACAAAAGUCUUGAUGUCUAUCUCUUUGAUUCUACCAUGCGUGUGCAACUUGAUUGGCAAAGACGGCUAAGCAUUAUAAACGGAAUAGCUCGGGGGCUCUUGUAUUUGCACGAAGAUUCACGUCUCAGAAUUAUUCACAGGGACCUCAAGGCCAGCAACAUCUUGCUUGAUUAUGAGACGAAUCCAAAGAUAUCAGACUUCGGAAUGGCAAGGAUUUUCAGUGGAAAUCAUAGUGAGGCUAAUACGAACAGAAUUGUUGGAACAUAUGGAUAUAUGGCUCCUGAAUAUGCCAUGGAAGGGCUAUCUUCUGUAAAAUCAGACGUAUUCAGUUUCGGAGUUCUCAUGUUAGAGAUAAUUAGCGGGAAAAGGAAUGGUGGGUUUCAUCUUUCGGAAGAAGGGAAAAGCCUCCUCAAUUUCGCAUGGAAGCUGUGGUCUGAAGGUAAAGGACUGGAGUUGAUGGACUCAUUACUAGAGAAGUCAAGUGUAGCGACUGAGGUGCUGAAAUGCAUCCACAUUGGGUUGUUGUGCGUGCAAGAAGACCCAGUAGACAGACCAACAAUGUCAUCAGUUGUUGUUAUGUUGGCAGGUGAUAACUUGAAAAUUCCUAUCCCUUCAAAACCUGCAUUUUCUGUUGGUCGAGUUGUUGCGGAAGAAACUACAUCAUCAAAUCAGAGAGUUUGUUCUGUUAACGAGGUCACUCUUUCUAACGUAUUACCACGGUGAUUGUGGAGCAACUCUUCGUUUUUUCUUGUAACAAGAAUGAAUGGUGGAAAGCAGCAGCUAAUCAAAUUUCUCAACAAGACACUUGGCUUUUUAAGAUCAGAUUUUGCUCGCAAAAGACGAAUUAAGCCUUUCUGGGGAUCAUCGGGCUGAAGAUCUCAACAAAGCCUAAUUAUAUUGCACAGUGUGACACGGACGCAUAUCAACAAGUUUUAUCCAAGAAGAAAUCCGGAUGCAUUAAACAAGUUUUCCGCUGAAAGAGGACAUAAAUUUUUAUUUGACCAUUAGAUCAUGAAAAAAUUCUACAAGAGUGUUCUACUGUUACGUAUGGAGGUUGGCUGGCUAGACUAGUCAGCCAAGGUCAAGAACUGUCCAAAUUC
This is a messenger RNA of Populus euphratica (Euphrates poplar), 2435 nucleotides long. Its product is annotated as putative receptor-like protein kinase At4g00960. Gene Ontology annotation, biological process: protein phosphorylation. Gene Ontology annotation, cellular component: plasma membrane. The record is from RefSeq and is a predicted model, not a curated record. NCBI's taxonomy places the organism in Eukaryota, Viridiplantae, Streptophyta, Magnoliopsida, Malpighiales, Salicaceae. Bases 34 to 2058 code for a protein of 674 amino acids. Gene Ontology annotation, molecular function: ATP binding; protein serine/threonine kinase activity. The transcript is spliced from 7 exons.